Messenger RNA from Cannabis sativa, 957 nucleotides. RefSeq lists its product as uncharacterized. Gene Ontology annotation, molecular function: ATP hydrolysis activity. The record is from RefSeq and is a predicted model, not a curated record. The coding region runs from base 142 to 729 and encodes 195 amino acids. NCBI's taxonomy places the organism in Eukaryota, Viridiplantae, Streptophyta, Magnoliopsida, Rosales, Cannabaceae. The transcript has 6 exons.
UUAGCUUGGAGUGAAUGUUAUUUUUAUUGAGCAUACGACAUGUCGUUUAGCCUGUCGAGAAAAGAACAAGGAACUCAGCGUGUCGUUUAACAUAUCUGCGACUCUAAUGAAAAAAAGAGCGAAAGUUCAACAAAGCGACAAAUGAUGGCGGCAGCAAGUACCGGAAAAUGUUUGCUGGUCACCGGUCCUCCGGGCGUGGGCAAAACCACUCUCAUCAUUAGAGCUUAUGAGUCCCUGAAGGCCUCAAAUCCUUCUCUAAAAUUUCAGGGUUUCUACACUCGUGAGGUUAGACAAGGAGCUCAAAGAGUUGGGUUUGAAGUAGUCACCUUGGAUGGCCAGAAAGCUCCUCUGGCUACAACAACCUCCACUAGCUCUGAUUCCUUUAGAUGGCCAACUGUGGGAAGGUACAAAGUAGAUGUAGCAUCCUUUGAGUCUUUGGCACUGCCCCAACUUCAGGUGAAAGAAGAUACUGAUCUCUUUAUCAUUGAUGAAGUUGGAAAGAUGGAGUUGUACAGUUCAUCUUUUUUCCCUGCUGUUCUUAAAGUUCUGGAAUCAAAUAUACCAAUCUUAGCUUCUGUUCCAAUUCCAAAAUCUGGACGUGAUAUACCUGGAGUUGCUAGAUUGAAGAAUCAUCCUGGUGCAACAAUCUUUACACUCACUGAGAGUAACAGAGAUGCAAUGAAAGAGCAGAUAUCCUCUCUUUUGGCUGAUUUACUGAGAAAAAUAUAGACCUUUAAGAGUGAUUGGAUUUGCAAUUUUUUAAGUUAUCAUUUUCCUCACUUGGGUCAGAGUUUGGUAUGCAGGCUAGUUUUAGCAGCAGGUCAAUGGAUUUAGAAUCAGUUAUUCUUUCCUUAUGACCGUUUCCUUCUCUAUAUUUGCUCUUUACAGUUUCUAAUAGAAAAAUACUGGACUUACCAUUAACUUAUGAAAGAAAGUAUUGUCGUAUACUUGAUUUAA